UGCCUGACUGCUUUUAUUCACUCUCUGUGUAUUACAAGAGACCUAAUGAUUUGCCUUUGCUUAUAGAGCUCGGUGGUACUAGCAACAGUUGGAAAAAAAUGUAGGCUUUAGGCUUCUGCUUUGCCUGUACUGUAUAGUUUAAAUAUUAAGGUCAGCGGGACACUUGUUUUAUGGGAUUAUUACCCCUGGAAAACCUGACAAACAACAUGGUGAAAUUCACUGAAAAUCUCUUUGUCGUAUCAACAUUAUUCCUGGUAAUCUGUGCAGGAGGAGACAUCCCUCUCCAGGUGACUGGCCGUGUAGGGGAGACUGUCACACUGACACCCCAUCUGAAUCUCACACAUCCCAUUGAUACAGUCACAUGGGGAUUUAAUUGCAAUGGGAAAAUAAUAUUCCUGGCUGAAUUCAGAGAGCAGAAGUUUAUCAGAGUGAAUAAGAAUUAUUUCCUCAACCGCCUGGAAGGAUCUAACAGUGGAACCUCAUUACAGAUCAGAGAGCUGAGAAUGGAGGAUAGUGGAGUCUUCACUGCACUGAUUGUUAAUGGAGAAAUAAGAGAAAUAUCCUAUAAUCUCACUGUAUAUGAGUCUCUCCCUACACCAGUAAUAGAAAAGACAUUAGAUGAGAAUUCCACUGAUCUGUGUCAUCUUCAUUGUUCUGUCCCAUCCAACUCAACAAGUGUGUCCUACAGUUGGAUCUACAGAGAUAAAGACACUGACAUACUAUAUGCAAAUGGCAGCACAAUCAGUGUAUCACUGAAGGAUAAGACAUUGGGGACACAAUUUCUCUGCUUGGUACAAAAUCCUGCUCAUACCAACAAUGUGUCAGUCCUUUUAGAGUCGUGUGAUGAUGAACAGAGUGGAGGAACUGGAAGAGAUUAUCUUCAACCCUUAAUAAUUUCCAUGAGUUUCAUAUGUGUUACACUUGUGUUUAUCAUUAUAUAUAUAUCUAUAUAUUGCAGAAGAAGACUGAUAAUAAAGGAUAAAAAAAUACCUAAAGAUAAUAUUAUAUACACGGGAGUUGUAUUUCCUGCCACAAAUAAUAAUCAGGGUGUGAGUAAGCUUAAUGUUAGCAAUUGCUGUACUGAACCUAAGACAACAAGUGAGGAAUCAUUAUAUGCUGAGCUUUUAAAGCCCAAUGGAGUGACUGAGGAGGUUUAGUUGCUCAUGGACUAUCCCUAGAAAGAAUAUAGAUAGGUAAAGCUGGAAACCUGGAUCCAGGGACUGAAGAAUUAAGGUGGGAAAUGUGUUACUCCAAGGAUCUCUCCACUGCUGUUUAUGAUGUUGGAUUCUAACUGUCAGUUAUAUCAGUCACUAUACAUGUGUAUAUGGAGAUCACUUUCUGUUAUUCUGUGUUCUGUAAAUAUGAGUAUAUAACUGAGUAUAUAGAAGGAAAGUAUGAAUGUGAUAUUGUAUAAGCGAUGCCUAGCAUAUGUAUUGUAGUCAGAACUUUUUUUUUAAUACUUUCUUGCACCUCAAGGUCU
This is a messenger RNA of Xenopus laevis (African clawed frog), 1480 nucleotides long. RefSeq names its product CD48 antigen. Lineage: Eukaryota; Metazoa; Chordata; Amphibia; Anura; Pipidae. The transcript is spliced from 7 exons. The coding region runs from base 171 to 1157 and encodes 328 amino acids. The record is from RefSeq and is a predicted model, not a curated record.